AACACAUCACACAUCAGUUAGUAGUUUCACUUUUCCUCCACUGUGGUUUGUAAAGAGUGACGCUCUCUGAACGACGCCGUGAAUCAUUAGUAAGAUGGCAGAGCCGGGCCGGACUGUGAGGGUGAGCGGUCUGCCCACAGACAUUGAGGACGACAAGCUGAAAGACAAGCUACUCAUCCACUUCCUGAGAGCCAGGAAUGGAGGAGGGGAGAUAAACUCUGUCACAAUUGUCAAGGCAACGCCCGUCUCUGCCCUCGUCACCUUCGAGGACAGCGGAGUGGCACAGAGAGUUAUUCAACACAGUCGGCACCUUCUGGAGGUGGACGGGAAGAAGUAUAAAGUCGUUGUAACUGAGCACCGUGAAAGCCUGGACCCAGACAAGGUCAUCUUAAGUUUAUCAGCAAUUGUGGACCACAGCCAGCUUCCCGGGGGAAUAAUGGCACUGACGAGCCUUCGUACGAGCCACCCUGAUGUCCAGAUAAACUACGAUGCUAGUGUGGAAUUGUGCACAUUGCGUGGCGCCUACUCCAAAGUCCAGGCUGCUUUGGCACAACUGUUUGGCCAACCACAAUCAGCAGAAAACAAAGACUCAGAUCAACCUGCCACCAGUGGCUCCAUGUCCGCUCAGAUAGCACAGAAGUCUCAGGAGUCAGAGGAUCAGAGCAGGAAGCCUAAUAAGCACAGAGAGCAACGAGAGAAAGUUCACAUCGACAGGCCUUCUGAUGAGCACAACUCCAGCUCGCAUAGAGACCUGACACCUGGUGGUUACGGCUGGGAAGAUACUGGCCAGACGGACGGUGCAGCUCUGCAGCGUCCUACUACGCCUGAGGAGGACUUCUCAGUAGUCGUGGAUGCAGACAUGUUCCAGUAUCUGCAGAAACACUGCCAGAAGGAAUACCAGCAUAUCAUCAGUCAGUAUGGCGUCGAUGUGGUGGAUUUGACAAAUCAGGGGUUGACUAUUCUGUUUUUGCAGGUUGCUUCGGGAACGGGGGAGGGUGGUCGAGAUCAGGAGCGCCUGAAGUUGGCAAGAAAGGCGAUAGGUAGUUUUUACCAGGAGAACGAGACCAAGAUCCGUCGAGACCAGUUCCCUAAGAGUAUCCUGUCCCUCAGGGGGGGGCAGCACAGGGUGAUGGAGAGCUUGAGGGUCAGAUUUCCCAAGCUUAUUCUGAAUGAAGAUGAGCAAAAUAUUUACAUUAUUGGGAACAGAAGUGAGGUGUCUGAAGCCAAGCAGUUUCUUCUCCUGGACCCCAGCGACGUGAGGGGUAAGAAAGAAGAUGUAGCCAGUCUUCUUAGAUAUCCUUCAUAUGAUUCAGGUUCACCACCUCGUGCUGAUGAGCAGAGACUCCCCCUCACUUUGACCUCCACUGUGGAUUCUCCAGAUGACAGGAUAGAUGAGCUGCUGAGGUCCGAGGAGGAUGAAAAGAGAGCUGAUGGAGCCAGAAAGUAUAAGCUAGCUGCUCGGUUUAAGGAUUCAGGGCUGGCUGCGUUAGGCAGUCGACCAACGGACUUCAACUUACGAGGGCUCUCAUCUCCCAGCAGACAAACACGCAUCGGGCCGAUGUUGGGGCAUGACGUACUGUCAGAAACAGCAGGGAUUGCUGGUGAAAGUCUCUCCAGAGCCCAAAACACCGGAGGGGACAUCUUGUUUAAGAGUGGAGAUGCUUCCAUGCAGAAUAAAACCUCCUCGAGCUCCCAUUUAGUUGAUACUCGACCCAAGAGUUUAACAUCCCCUCUUAGCACAGCUCAGUCCAGUUUUUCAGGAAGUGCUCCGCUCCCACCUGUUGGGUCUGGAUCCACCUUGAAGCGAGCCAGUAGUUUCUCAGGAACGCCUCGGCAGAAGGCACAAGUUACGAGUCAGAAGAGUCAAGACGACUCCGGCACAGUCCGAGCCAGGGGCAAGUCCUCCAGCUUCAGCAACCAAACAGGGAGGGACAAGCAGGAGGUCUAUAGAGCAGAGAUUACAGUUUCCAGUGUGAUGUGGAAGCACAUAAAAGAAGCCUAUAGGCUCCGAGUGGACGACCUGACUUCUGAUGUCCAGAUGAAAGAGAGCCGCUCAGAGGAUAGCAGUGAUCUGACAGUCAUCUUAAGAGGGGCGAACUCAACCAAAGUGAGUUCAUGUGGGCUAGCUUUACGGAACCUGGUUGACUCGGUUGGCGUUGACUUCUCUGUGAAGAAGCUGCGCCUGUCAGAGAUGGGUAUCACCGACACAGCAGAUGAAACCUUACAGGCUUGUUGUGCUGAAGUGCGAAGCCGCUUCAAGAAGGUCUCCAUGCAGAUUAUAAACAAGCAUUUGUAUCUCUUCGGUCCAAAAGCGUUAUGUUCUCAGGUUCGUGCUUCACUGCAGGAGGUGUUUUGUGGAGAAUCGGCCCAAACACCUGAUCAAGAGGACCUCUCUGGCCCCUCUACCUCCAAUUGGAAUCCAUCCACAUCUUUACAAAUGAAUGAGCACCAAAGUACAAGUCUGCACUUUUACAAUAAUCCUCAAGUGAUGCUAGAGAGCCAAACAAGCAAAGCCGAUGGCGCUGAUAGUCAGGAAAGGAGAACAAACCAGAGAAGUGACUUCCGUGAGACAGAGCUUGUGAAUGGAUCCAGUAGUCCGUCAGUGAGGAAAGAUCCUGUCAUUAAAGAGAAAGUGAAAAUAGUAAGUACAGUGGAGAUGGAUGGACAGAAGACGGAGACAUUUGUCGGCCACUCUAAAACAGGACAUGAUAGCGCGAGACAUGUGAAUGAUAUUGGGUCAACAGACAUGACCCUUCAUAAGAAAGAGAGAACUGUACAUUCAACCCAAAACCAAACAGAGAUCCAGGACACCCCAGAGGAAUCCAGAUCAGCUCUGGGAAGCUUAGUAUGUGUGUGUGGGGAGAGUGAGAUGAUGCAAGCAAAGUGUGGGGUCACCAUGUGCUCAAAGUGCCUGGACACUGUACACGUCCACUGCAGAGUUUGUCACGAGACGGACACGACGACGUGGGGCAUCCAGGGCAAAAUGAGCUCCUCUAAACUACCCAUCAGCGUCCCGGGUUACACAAAAUUCUCAGGGAUCAAGAUCACUUACUGCAUCCCGGAUGGCAUCCAAGGGGAGGAUCACCCCUCUCCAGGAGAACCAUUUCAAGGCGGGCAGUUUGAAGCCUAUCUUCCCGACAACGAGAAGUCGAGGAAGCUGGUGCCCAGGCUGGAGAAAGCAUUCAAGCAGGGACUCACCUUCACAGUGACCGGCAAAGACACAGAGGCCAAGGUCAUCUGGGACUGCAUCCCACACAAGACCACCCUUCAAGGAGGCAAAUCAGGGAACGGGUACCCAGACUCCGCUUACUUGGUUCGCUUGUCUGAGGUCUUGACCUCCAAGGGGAUCGAGGAGUCACCGGCCAAACAUAAAGAAUAAAAGCAAUCUGAGGAGGACUUCUAAAGCAGUUUUAUAAUUUAAGAAAAUGUUGUGGUUAGGGCCAUUUGCACUAUAUUUGUAUGGGGAUUAGUACCAGCUUUUAUCGCUAUGUUUGAGUAAGUUCAUGUUGUAUAUAUAAAGAAUGAAUUCCUUUUCAGAUAAUAGAGUUAUAGCUUUCAUUGCAGCUAUU
Messenger RNA from Sebastes umbrosus (honeycomb rockfish), 3569 nucleotides. RefSeq lists its product as uncharacterized. Bases 95 to 3379 code for a protein of 1094 amino acids. The record is from RefSeq and is a predicted model, not a curated record. The transcript has 6 exons. NCBI's taxonomy places the organism in Eukaryota, Metazoa, Chordata, Actinopteri, Perciformes, Sebastidae. Gene Ontology annotation, molecular function: RNA binding. Gene Ontology annotation, biological process: Notch signaling pathway; protein ubiquitination.